Messenger RNA from Kuraishia capsulata CBS 1993, 3300 nucleotides. RefSeq lists its product as uncharacterized. The transcript has a single exon. NCBI's taxonomy places the organism in Eukaryota, Fungi, Ascomycota, Pichiomycetes, Pichiales, Pichiaceae. Gene Ontology annotation, molecular function: endonuclease activity; proton-transporting ATPase activity, rotational mechanism; ATP binding. Gene Ontology annotation, cellular component: fungal-type vacuole membrane. The coding region runs from base 1 to 3300 and encodes 1099 amino acids. Gene Ontology annotation, biological process: ATP metabolic process; intein-mediated protein splicing; proton transmembrane transport. The record is from RefSeq and is a predicted model, not a curated record.
AUGAUUGGUUGUGCCAUGUACGAGCUGGUUAAGGUUGGACACGAUACCUUGGUUGGUGAGGUCAUCAGAAUUGAUGGUGACAAGGCGACUAUCCAAGUUUAUGAAGAGACUGCUGGUGUCACUGUUGGUGAUCCAGUGCUCAGAACUGGUAAGCCUCUUUCUGUCGAAUUGGGACCGGGUUUGAUGGAAACCAUUUACGAUGGUAUUCAGAGACCUUUGAAGGCCAUUAAGGAGAUGUCUCAGUCUAUCUAUAUCCCAAGAGGUAUUGAUGCUCCAGCUCUAUCCAGAACCGUCCAGUACGACUUCAAGCCUGGUAAUCUGAGUGUUGGUGACCAUAUCACCUCGGGAGAUAUCUUUGGUAACGUGUUUGAGAACUCUUUACUUUCCGACCACAAGAUCCUCCUUCCUCCAAGAGCCAGAGGUACCAUCACAUCCAUUGCCGAGGCAGGUUCCUACUCUGUCGACACUCCAAUUCUGGAGGUUGAGUUCGAGGGCAAGUCAUACUCCUACUCCAUGAUGCAUACCUGGCCGGUGCGUGUUCCUAGACCUGUCGCCGAAAAAUUGUCGGCGGACUAUCCGUUGCUUACAGGCCAAAGAGUGUUGGAUGCCCUGUUCCCUGUUGUUCAGGGUGGUACUACAUGUAUUCCAGGUGCUUUCGGCUGUGGAAAAACUGUCAUUUCGCAAUCGUUGUCAAAAUAUUCUAACUCUGAUGUUAUCAUCUACGUUGGAUGUUUUGCCAAGGGAACCAAGGUGCUGAUGGCAGAUGGUACCGACAAGCCAGUCGAGAGAAUUGCAAUUGGUGAAGAAGUCAUGGGUAAAGACGGUACUCCAAGAUCUGUUAUUGCUCUUCCAAGAGGAAAGGCUACGAUGUACGAAGUCCGUCACACUACCCAACACCAAUCGGCAGACGAUGCUGAGGGAUUGAUGAACUACGUGUGCUCUGACCAUCACAAGCUGGUUCUUCGUACUCCUCAACACGUUAACCUGACCACUCACCAGCUCAGAGGUAAGAUGUACACCAGUGUUACUUAUUUCGAAAAGGUGGCUACUGCUGUCGGGGAAAUUGUUAAGAAGAAAACAAGGACUUAUCAACAUGAUAUUCAUGGUGGUGCAGCCGGUGCCUUGAGAAAGGCUGAGCUUUACGCCUCUGAUAUCAGUACCGAACCAAUUGACUGGACUAUUGAGGCUAAAGACUACAAGAAUCUCGGAUACUUUGUCAAGAAGUCCUCCUACCAAUUGAUUAACCCAGUUCAUCUUGAAACUGGAAAGUUGGGUAAGACUCUCGAAAGCUACGGUUUUUCCAAAGAUCUGGCUCCACAAAUGGCUUACCUCCUCGGUUCCUGGGUUGGUGACGGUUACAUGACUCGCUCAAUGUUUUCUCUUGAUCCAUUGGACACUCAGUACUCCGAGCGUAUCAAUGCUUUCGGUGAGGAAUUCGGAUUGGUUGCUUCCACUGCCGAACACCACCACCGUUACUACAAGACCAACGAGGCUGAGGAAGUUGAGGCUUCUAAAUUGACUGAGGCUGCAAUUGCUGAGGAUGGAGCUUUAGUUUACGAAGGUGAUCUUCCAGGUGACCCAACCGAACAGGACCUCAUUGAGGAGAUCGAAGCUUCUGAGGAUUCAAGACCCUCAUCUUCUGGGUCUGCAGUUUCGGAGCAUUCUUGGGAUGAACGUGGUGACCUAUCUGUCAUGUUGCGUCCUAUCAGACAGUCUGGUGACAGUGUUCUGCGUCCAAAGUUGAAUGUAGGAAAUGUUUUCUGGGAUGUUGUCAAAUCAUUCGGUGUUAGAAAAGUCUCUGAACAUGACAAUGGUGACAGUGUUGAAGUCCACUACUCUAAACACGUUCCAACUCACUUGUCCAACGAUGACAUUUCUGUCAGAGAACAUUUCAUUGCUGGUCUGAUUGACUCCGAUGGGUAUGUUAAAACUGACAACGACUCUUACUCUGCCACAGUUACUACUAUCUACAGUGGUGUUUCGGAGGGUCUUGUUAGACUCGCUCGUUCGCUGGGUAUCAGAGUUUCUGUCACAGUUGAGAAGGCCCAUAUCGACAAAUCGGGUGUAAACCAUCGUUUGAACUACCGCGUUUUCUUGAGUGGUCCAGCACUUUUGGGUGUUCUCAGAAACUGUUCUCUUGAUAGAAAGAGAGCUGAAUUCAAGGAGUUCACCAGAGAGGCCGUUCCUUUCUACUUCACCCUUGAGGAGAAGCCAGAGGCCGACUACUACGGUGUCACUCUUCCAGAUUCUUCCGAUAAGGAGUACUUGCUGUCUUCUCUGGCUCUUGUGCACAACUGUGGAGAACGUGGAAAUGAAAUGGCAGAAGUCCUUAUGGAGUUCCCAGAGCUUUUCACCGAGAUUUCUGGAACCAAGGAGCCAAUCAUGAAGCGUACCACCUUGGUCGCCAACACCUCCAACAUGCCUGUCGCCGCCAGAGAGGCCUCUAUCUACACCGGUAUCACUCUUGCAGAGUACUUCAGAGAUCAGGGUAAGAAUGUUUCCAUGAUUGCAGACUCGUCUUCUAGAUGGGCCGAGGCCUUGAGAGAAAUCUCUGGUCGUCUGGGUGAAAUGCCUGCUGAUCAAGGUUUCCCUGCCUACUUGGGUGCCAAGCUCGCCUCUUUCUACGAAAGAGCUGGUAAGGCUGUUGCCCUAGGUUCCCCAGACAGAAUCGGAUCUGUGUCCAUUGUUGCUGCUGUUUCACCAGCAGGUGGUGAUUUCUCGGAUCCUGUCACCACCUCCACCUUGGGUAUCACCCAGGUGUUCUGGGGUCUUGACAAGAAGCUGGCUCAGAGAAAGCAUUUCCCAUCCAUUAACACAUCAGUCUCGUACUCGAAGUACACCAACGUUUUGAACAAGUACUACGACUCUGAGUUCCCCGAAUUCCCAGCCUUGAGAGACAGAAUCAGAGAGAUCCUGUCCAAUGCCGAAGAGCUGGAACAGGUUGUGCAACUGGUGGGUAAGUCUGCCCUUUCUGAUGCAGACAAGAUCACGCUGGAUGUUGCCAACUUAAUCAAGGAGGACUUCUUGCAGCAAAACGGUUACUCCACCUACGAUGCCUUCUGUCCUAUCUGGAAGACCUACGACAUGAUGAGAGCCUUCGUGGGCUAUUACGACGAGGCCCAAAAGGCUGUCGCCGGAGGAGCCCAGUGGUCCAAACUCGCAGAGGCUACUUCGGAUGUCAAGCAUGCAGUUUCUUCGGCUAAGUUCUUCGAACCAAGCAGAGGUGAAGCCGAGUCGAAGCGUGAAUUUGAAAAGUUGGUAACGAACAUUGGUGAAAGAUUUGCCGAGGCCGCGGAAUAA